Aethina tumida (small hive beetle) is the source of this 10937-nucleotide messenger RNA. RefSeq names its product neural-cadherin (gene CadN). Gene Ontology annotation, biological process: adherens junction organization; multicellular organism development; homophilic cell-cell adhesion. The coding region runs from base 253 to 9345 and encodes 3030 amino acids. The record is from RefSeq and is a predicted model, not a curated record. Lineage: Eukaryota; Metazoa; Arthropoda; Insecta; Coleoptera; Nitidulidae. Gene Ontology annotation, cellular component: catenin complex; plasma membrane; adherens junction. Gene Ontology annotation, molecular function: cadherin binding; calcium ion binding. The transcript has 21 exons.
CAUUUGAACGGUGCAACAUUUUCUGAAUGGUAAACGGGAAAUUCGACAGGACGGUGCAUUAUUUUCGGUACGUCGGUGUUAUGACGGUGAUUGUGUAGUGUGUCCAGACUUAGCACCCCCACAUAACAAUUAUUGGAUUUAGAUCCGGCGCGGACGUCGCAUUUUGAUUAAGCAAAAUUAAAAGGAAAUUAAUUAUUCUCCAAGAAGACCACCGAUGGAUCGGAGGUGAAACGUCGUAACGGAAGGAGAAGCAUGGGAGUCAUAUCGGUAGGAUUGGCGGCCGUUUGGGUCUCCCUCAUCGGCGUGGCGUUGUCGAAGACUGUGUCCGUGAUACCGCACGACGCGCAUCCCGGCUACAGCGUGAAAAAGUUCCAAACGAACAAUGACUUAAAUUACAAACUGCUAGAUUCGGACUUCUCUCAGUUCUUCACGAUGCUGCAAGACGGUUCGAUAAUGACCGUGUCGGACGUGAGUCCGUUGGUCAACCACCCCGUGGAUCUGGUGGUGCUGGAGAAGAAGGGCAACGCCAGCACCACCCAUUUGUUGGAGCUGUACGUGCUCGACAGGAAGAACAUGCUCAGUUUCAAGACUGAGGAGGACAUACAGGGGAGCGUGCCGGAGAAUUCGCCCGCCGGCACUAAAGUUACGGGGUUGCCUCUGUUGCAGGCCACCAGCGAUAUGCUUUUAUCGAUUCCGGUGACGUACAGCAUCAUCGCUGGCAACGUCGGCAACUCCUUCGAGUUGCAGAAUAGCCUCACGGAAGAAUCGAUGCAGAACGUCACUGUUAACGACACGAGAGGUGGCGUCAACAUUAUUACCACUCAGGUUUUGGACAGGGAGGAAACUGGUAGGUAUGUCUUAACGAUCCAGGCAUCAGACCCCAGUGGAGUGAACAAAGCCGUCACCAACGUGGUGAUUGACAUAGAAGACGAAAACGAUAACAGUCCGGUCUUCACCCAAAAAGUGUACAGAUUCGUUGUUGGUGACGAUUCGAUAGAAGGCGACAACGUGACCACAACUUGGAAAAGAUUUUCAUCAAUUGGCAAAGUAGAAGCGACGGACGCCGACGGCGACAAAGUAGCCUACAGACUGGUAACCCCCACAAACUUCCUCGUAAUCGUACCUCAAACCGGCGACUUCCUCCUAACCCAAGAACCCAUCGAAGAAAUCGAAUUGGAACUAGUAGUAGAGGCGCACGACUUACGCACCCCCAGUAGAACAUCCCCGCGACCCGCACAAGUUAUAUUCCAUUUCAAGCCAGCCGAAUACUCGAAAGUAGUCCUGGACUUGGACCUCCAGCAGCUGGAGGAGCACGAACUGCACCGCACCAAGCGUCGCGUCACCAGAGCGGUGCGACCCACCAAACGCAUCGAGUUCACGGAAACGGACGGCGAAACCGACGGUAGAAACGUGUUCCAACUGGAAAAGGAGACGGACCGCGAGACCUUCAAGAUCAGGGACGAGAACCCGUGGGUCACCGUCGAUCCCAACGGGUCGGUGCGCGUUAAGAAGAAGUGGGACUACGAGGAACUCGGUCCGGAGAAGACCAUCGACUUCUGGGUCAUCAUCACCAACGCCGAGAAAGGAGACACCGACAACCAGAGAGUCAUAAUCCAUGUGCGAGACGUCAACGAUGAACCGCCCUACUUCAUCAACCGUCCCUUGCCCAUGCAGGCGGUGGUACAGCUCAACGCACCCCCAAACACCCCCGUGUUUACCCUCCAAGCCAGGGAUCCGGACACGGACCACAACAUCCACUAUUUCAUCGUCAGGGACCGUACCGGAGGACGAUUCGAGGUGGACGAACGAUCGGGCGUCGUCAGGACCAGAGGAACGGAUCUCUUCCAGCUCGACAUGGAGUACGUGCUUUACGUCAAGGCUGAGGAUCAGAACGGAAGGGUGGAUGACAGGAGGUUCCAAUCGACGCCGGAGGAGCGGCUGUCGAUUGUCGGUGGCAAGAGGGCGCCGCAGUUUUACAUGCCCAGCUAUGAGGCUGAGAUUCCGGAAAAUCAAAAGAAGGAUUCAGACAUAAUCUCGGUGAAGGCUAAAUCGUUCGCCGACAGGGAAAUUCGAUACACCUUAAAGGCUCAAGGACAAGGCGCAGGAACUUUCAACAUAGGACCCACUUCCGGCAUUGUGAAACUGGCCAAAGAGCUCGAUUUUGAGGAUUUGAGGCAACCGCACGUUUAUUCACUUGUCGUGACCGCCACUGAGGACUCAGGAGGUUUCUCAACUUCCGUUGAAUUAACCAUAAGAGUUACGGAUGUAAACGACAACGCUCCAAAGUUCGAACUGCCAGAUUACCAGGCGCACAAUGUGGACGAAGACAUUCCUCCAGGAACCAGCAUCCUUAAAGUCAAAGCAAUGGACGCAGACAGUGGAACAAACGCAGAAAUCGAAUAUCUGGUCUCAGAUGAUCAUUUCAGCGUUGACCCAAGCGGUAUUAUUUCUAACAACAAACAACUGGACGCCGACAACAACAACGCCUAUUACGAGUUCGUGGUAACGGCCAAAGACAAGGGAGAACCAGCCAAAACUGGCACUGCCACUGUCAGAGUUUACACCAAAAACAAGAACGACGAAGAACCCAAAUUCUCCCAACAAGUGUACACGCCAAACGUAGACGAAAAUGCUGGCCCUAACACCCUUGUUACAACAGUAGUGGCGAGCGACAAAGACGGUGACAACGUCAGGUUUGGGUUCGUUGGAGGCGGCACAAGUUCAGGCCAGUUCGUCAUUGAGGAAAUUACCGGUGUAAUUCGGUUGCACAGCAAAGGUAUCUCUUUGGAUCGUGACAAGUACGAGUUGAACGUGACUGCUAUGGAUGAUGGAGCCUGUUGUGCUAAUGGAGACGCCACGAUUCACACCAGUACAGCCGUGGUUGUGGUAUUCAUCACAGACGUCAACGAUAACAAGCCCAUCUUCAAGGAUUGUGGCACGUAUUAUCCUAAAGUGGAGGAAGGAGCUCCCAACGGUUCUCCCGUCAUUAAAGUACAUGCAGUGGACGAAGAUAAGGGUGUUAACGGACAAGUCAAGUAUUCCAUCGUGCAGCAACCUAAUCAAAAAGGAACAAAGUUCACGGUGGAUGAGGAGACUGGAGAAGUUUCCACCAACAAAGUGUUUGAUCGUGAGGGAGACGAUGGCAAAUUUGUAUCCGUGACUGUAAAGGCUACGGAUCAGGGUGAACCAUCUUUGGAGGGUGUUUGUUCCUUUACCGUUGAAAUUACUGAUGUCAACGAUAAUCCACCUUUGUUUGACCGACAAAAAUACGUUGAAAAUGUAAAACAAGACGCCAGCAUUGGAACAAAUAUCCUCCGCGUCUCAGCUUCAGAUGAAGAUGCCGAUAACAACGGUGCCAUCAUCUACACCCUGAGCGCCGGCUCAAACCCCGCCGACUUGGAAUACUUCGAGAUCCAACCGGAAUCCGGUUGGAUCGUCCUGAAAAAACCAUUGGACCGCGAGACCUACAAGCUGGAGGCGACCGCCCAAGACAAAGGCUACCCUCCCCUAUCCCGUUCCGUGGAGGUCCAGAUAGACGUGGUGGACCGCGCGAACAACCCACCAGUUUGGGACCACGUAAUCUACGGACCGAUUUUCAUCCGGGAGAACCUCCCGGUCGGCGCCAAAGUGGUGUCAGUUAAGGCCAGCUCCGGCAUCGAAAAUAACCCCACUGUCUUCUACCGGUUGAUGCCCGGCUCCACCGCCCAAACAAACAAGUUUCACACCUUUUAUCUGCAACAAAGACCCGAAAACGGAUUCACCUGGGCCGACAUCAAGGUCAAUCACCCACUGGACUAUGAAACCAUCAAGGAGUACAACCUGACCAUCCGUGUUGAAAACAACGGUGCCCAACAACUCGCGUCCGAGGCCAUCGUUUACAUCCAGCUGGAGGACGUGAACGACGAAAUACCCCUGUUCACGGAAAGAGAACAGGAAACGGUUUUGGAGGGUGAGCCGAUCGGCACCAAAGUCACCCAGGUCAACGCCAUAGACAAGGACGGGACGUUCCCCAAUAACCAAGUGUACUACUACAUAGUGGAUUCGCCGCGGAACGAGGGCAAGGAUUUCUUCGAGAUUAACAAGGAAACGGGCGAGGUGUUCACCAAGGUCGUGUUCGACAGGGAGAAGCAGGGAGCGUACGCGCUCGAGAUCGAGGCAAGGGAUGGGGCACCCUCCGCCAGGCCCAACAGCGGCAACGAACCCAAUUCCGUGACCAAAUUUAUUCGAAUUGGAAUCGCUGAUAAGAAUGACAAUCCUCCUUAUUUUGACAAAGCUCUUUACGAGGCUGAAGUGGACGAAAAUGAAGACAUUCAACACACCGUUCUCACUGUCACCGCCAAAGAUCACGAUGAAUCCUCUCGUAUUCGAUACGAGAUCACAAGCGGUAACAUAGGUGGGGCUUUCGCUGUCAAGAAUAUGACAGGGGCCAUUUAUGUAGCAGGAGCAUUGGACUACGAAACGAGGAAGAGGUACGAACUGCGUUUGGCCGCAUCGGACAACCUGAAAGAGAACUACACGACGGUCGUGAUUCACGUCAAGGACGUGAACGACAAUCCGCCCGUGUUCGAAAGGCCUACCUACAGGACGCAGAUCACGGAAGAGGACGACCGCAACUUGCCGAAGAGCGUCCUGAAGGUUACGGCCACCGACGGAGAUAAGGAUCGGCCCCAGAACAUUGUUUACUUCCUGACGGGCCAGGGCAUUGAUCCGGACAAUCCUGCGAAUAGCAAAUUCGACAUAAAUAGGACCACCGGAGAGAUAUUCGUGCUGAAGCCCCUAGACAGAGAUCAGCCGAACGGCCGCCCGCAAUGGCGCUUCACCGUCUUCGCCCAGGACGAAGGUGGCGAAGGCCUGGUCGGCUACGCCGACGUCCAGGUCAACCUCAAGGACAUCAACGACAACGCCCCCAUAUUCCCGCAGGGCGUCUACUUCGGCAACGUGACCGAAAACGGCACGGCCGGCAUGGUGGUCAUGACCAUGACCGCCGUAGACUACGACGACCCGUCAGAAGGUACGAACGCGCGUCUCGUCUACUCGAUCGAGAAGAACGUCAUCGAAGAAGAAACGGGUUCGCCGAUAUUCGAAAUCGAAUCGGAAACGGGUGUGAUUAAGACGGCCGUGUGUUGUUUGGAUCGGGAACGAACGCCCGACUAUUCGAUUCAGGUGGUCGCGAUGGACGGUGGCGGGUUGAAAGGGACAGGUACCGCGUCCAUACGAGUGAAAGACAUAAACGACAUGCCGCCGCAGUUCACCAAGGACGAGUGGUUCACCGAGGUGGACGAGACGGACGGCACCACGUUGCCGGAGAUGCCCAUUCUGACUGUGACGGUGCACGACGAGGACGAGACCAACAAGUUCCAGUACAAGGUUAUUGAGAACAGCGGCUACGGAGCCGACAAGUUUACCAUGGUGCGCAACAACGACGGCACCGGUUCGCUGAAGAUCGUCCAGCCGCUGGACUACGAGGACUUGCUGCAAAGCAACGGCUUCCGCUUCAGGAUCCAGGUGAACGACAAGGGCGAGGACAACGACAACGACAAAUACCACGUGGCUUACUCCUGGGUGGUGGUCAAGUUGCGCGACAUCAACGACAACAAGCCCCAGUUCGAGCGUCCCAACAUCGAGGUGUCGGUGUUCGAGAACGCCGAGGUGGGUAAGAGUUUGGAAACGUUCAAGGCCACGGAUCCGGACCAGGGAGGCAAAAGCAAAGUAUCUUACGCGAUAGACCGCACGUCCGACAGGAAGCGCCAGUUCUCCAUUAAUCAGGAGGGCACAGUCAGCAUUCAGCGCUCGUUGGACAGGGAGGACACCCCCAGACAUCAGGUCAAGAUCCUGGCUAUUGAUGACGGCAUCCCGCCCAAAACCGCAACCGCCACCCUCACCGUCAUCGUGCAGGACAUCAACGACAAUGCUCCCACUUUCCUCAAGGACUACAGGCCCGUCGUUCCCGAACACGUACCACCAAGGAAAGUCGUCGAGUUGCUGGCGACCGACGACGACGACAGAUCGAAGAGCAACGGACCACCGUUCCAAUUCCGAUUGGAUCCCGGAGCGAGCGACAUCGUGAGGGCGUCCUUCAAAGUGGAGCAGGAUCAAAAGGGAGCGAACGGCGAUGGCAUGGCCAUAAUAACAUCACUGCGCUCAUUCGACAGGGAACAACAAAAGGAAUACCACAUUCCAAUCGUUAUUAAAGACCACGGCAACCCGGCCAUGUCUGGCACUAGCACCCUGACAGUGAUAAUUGGCGACGUGAACGACAACAAAAUGCAGCCCGGCUCCAAAGAGAUAUUCGUCUACAACUAUCAAGGACAGGCACCGGAAACGGAAGUGGGUCGCGUCUACGUCUACGACCUGGACGACUGGGACUUGCCCGACAAGAAAUUCUACUGGGAAAGCGUCGAGCAUCCCAGAUUCAAACUAAACGAGGACUCGGGCAUGAUCUCAAUGAGACACGGCACCCGCGACGGCACAUAUCACCUCAAAUUCAAGGUGUUCGAUCGCAAGCACACCCAGAGCGACGUGCACGCCAACGUAACCGUCACCGUCAAGGAAAUCCCCCACGAGGCCGUAGUCAACUCAGGCUCCGUACGCAUUGCCGGUAUCACCGACGAGGACUUCAUCCGCAUCUGGGACUACAGAACGCAGAGCCUGUCCAAGAGCAAAUCGGAGAAGUUCAGGGACAAGAUCGCCGAACUGUUGAACAUCGAACGCGACAACGUGGACGUGUUCAGCGUGCAGCUGCGCAGGAAGCACCCGCCCCUGACGGACGUCCGGUUCUCCGCCCACGGUUCGCCGUACUACAAGCCGGUGCGACUGAACGGCAUGGUGCUGAUGCACCGCGAGGAGAUCGAACGCGCCGUCGGCAUCAACAUCACCAUGGUGGGAAUCGACGAGUGUCUGUACGAGAAUCAGAUGUGCGAGGGCUCCUGCACGAACACACUCGACAUAAGUGCCUUGCCCUACAUGGUGAACGCGAACAAGACCGCCCUGGUGGGCGUGCGAGUCGACGUGUUGGCCGAGUGCACGUGCGGUGCCCGGAACUUCAGCAAGGAGGAGAAUUGUCGCAACACCCCGUGCUACAACGGCGGCAGGUGCGUGGAGACUCGCUACUCCUUAUCCUGCUCCUGUCCGGCGGGCUACAACGGACCGCGUUGUCAGCAGACGUCGCGCAGCUUCAAGGGCAACGGAUGGGCUUGGUACCCGGCUUUGGAGAUGUGCGACAAGUCGCAUCUGCACUUCGACUUCAUCACCAGGAAGCCGGACGGAUUAUUGUUGUACAACGGACCAAUAGUACCGCCAGAAAAGGAUGAAAUCAUGGUGUCCGAUUACAUUGCGGUGGAACUGGAGCGGGGCUACCCCAGGUUACUCAUAGACUUCGGCUCCGGCACUCUAGAACUCCGAGUCAAAACCAAAAAGACCCUGGACGACGGCGAGUGGCACAGACUGGACAUCUUCUGGGACACCGAAAACGUCCGACUGGUGGUCGACUAUUGUAAAUCAGCAGACAUAGCAGAACUCGAAGAUGGUACUCCACCAGAAUUCGACGACUCGAGCUGCCAAGCCCAAGGAACCAUACCACCGUUCAACGAGUACCUAAACGUAAACGCCCCACUUCAAUUGGGCGGCCUCUACGUGGAGCAAUUCGACCCCACCCACUAUCACUGGCAGUACAUGCCAGUAGGCAAGUCCUUCGACGGAUGCAUCAGGAACCUGUUCCACAACUCCAAGCUCUACGACCUGGCCCAUCCUGGGCUGUCCAGACAUAGCGUGCCCGGCUGUCCACAAACUGAAGAGAUGUGCGGCAGGUCGGACGCCACUUCCAGAUGUUGGGAGCACGGAACGUGCGUUGGAAGCUUCAACGAAGCUAAAUGUCAGUGCAAGCCCGGUUUCACUGGACCGGCCUGUACAAUUCCAACCAUUCCCACCUCCUUCAAGCCACAGUCUUACGUCAAAUACGCCCUCAGCUUCGAACCGGACCGAUUCUCCACCCAGAUCCAGCUAAGGUUCAGGACCAGAGAGGAACACGGGGAACUGUUCAGAGUUUCGGACCAGCACAACCGCGAGUACGGAAUAUUGGAGAUCAAGGAUUCGAGGCUGUACUUCCGCUACAACUUGAACUCGUUGAGGACCGAGGAGAGGGACAUUUGGUUGAGCGCCGUGCCCGUUGACGACGGUCAGUGGCACGUGGCCAGAGUGAGCAGAUACGGGUCGGCGGCGACGCUGGAGCUGGACGGCGGCGAGGGUAGGAGGUACAACGAGACGUUCGAGUUCACCGGACACCAGUGGUUGCUGGUUGACAAACAGGAGGGCGUGUACGCCGGCGGCAAGGCCGAGUACACCGGCGUCAGGACUUUCGAAGUCUAUGCCGAUUAUCAGAAGGGCUGUCUGGACGACAUCAGGUUGGAGGGCAAACAUUUGCCGCUGCCUCCGGCCAUGAACGGCACACAGUGGGGCCAGGCCACCAUGGCCAGGAACCUCGAGAGGAACUGUCCGUCCAACAAACCGUGCGCCAACGUCAUCUGUCCCGAACCCUUCGAGUGUGUCGACCUGUGGAACGACUAUGAGUGCACCUGCGGCGAGGGUCGCGUCAUGUCGCCGGACAGCAAGGACUGCAUGGACAAGGACGAAUGUCUCGACCUGCCUUGCCUGAACGGCGGCACCUGCAUCAACCUCGAGCCCCGUCUGCGUUACCGCUGCAACUGUCCGGACGGUUUCUGGGGCGAGAACUGCGAACUGAUCCAGGAGGGCCAGACCCUCAAGCUCAGCAUGGGCGCGCUAGCGGCUAUCCUAGUCUGCUUGCUCAUCAUUCUCAUUUUGGUGCUGGUGUUCGUGGUCUACAAUCGGCGCAGAGAGGCGCACAUUAAGUACCCGGGACCGGACGACGACGUGCGUGAGAACAUCAUCAACUACGACGACGAGGGCGGCGGCGAGGACGACAUGACGGCCUUCGACAUCACCCCGCUCCAGAUACCGAUCGGCGGACCCCUACCCGAGCUGGCACCACCGAAACUAGGCUGUACGCACCUCCAACUUUAUUGUGCCACAAGUAGUAACAUGUUUUUGGUUGCAGUCUCAAUGUUGGGGGUGGGCCAGGAACCGAACGUGGGGGUGUUCAUCGAGGAGCACAAAAAGCGUGCCGACAGCGACCCGAACGCCCCGCCAUUCGACGACCUCAGGAACUACGCCUACGAAGGGGGCGGCAGCACCGCCGGCUCCCUCAGCUCCUUGGCUUCAGGGACUGACGACGAGGCGCAAGACUACGACUACUUGGGAGCAUGGGGACCGCGUUUCGACAAGCUGGCAGACAUGUACGGACCCGGUGAGGAAACUGAACAGGAAGAGUAAAAGUGCGAAUUUUAUCCCGGUUAUUCGAUAGUGAAAGAAACAUUCCUCCAUCGUAAAACAAUGCUUCUCACGUGUAAAUUGCGUGUUCCAAUAAGACUGUCGCAGUUUUGCUGCAAUAUAUAAAUAAUUGUAGAGAAUUUAUACAGGCCGUCUGGUGAAAGGCACAUAAACUGUUAGGAACACUGUCAACAAAAGUCAAUUAUAAUUCAAUUGCGACCUCACCUCCGGAGGCGCACUCAAUACUAUAAUGGUAAUUUAGUAUAAGUAGAUAAUUUUAAUAGUGUAUAAUUGAACUAUGUAUAAUGUCUGACUGUUUUGAAUGUGAUAGACUUUGGUUGAAAGUCGGUUCUUAAUUGUGUACUCAUAAUUUGUGUUCACUGCCACUUCUUAAUAUUAUUGCAUGUAUUACCCUUUAACCAAAUAUAUUUAUAAGUUCGUUUAAGUGCUGUUUUAUCAGAUGUGCCGGAAUGUUGCAUAUGUUUAUUUGUAAGAAAGCACAGAAUUACCAUUGUCCUGUACCGUCAAGCCAGUAUUCCUACGACAAAAAAAAAUUGUACUUGUAGGCAGUCACUAAAGAUUAGGUAAAAUUUACAGGUUUAGAUUAGUUUCACUGUGAAUGUCUGGUAAUUAGGAUGCGUGAAGACUGACAUGUGUUAUUGUAUAUAGUAAGCAUCACAAACUCACGACGUUUUUAUAUAGCACUAUAUACCAUGUUGCCAUACGUUAUGUUUAUCUAUUUAUUUAUUGUGUUUGCACCGCAUUACGUACAGCCAGUACCACAACCCAAAUACAUGCAAGAGGCCCCUUUAUCUCACCGAAGUUCUCCCCACACCAAAAUCGACUCGUCAAAAACAGAUUUCGGGCGCAAAGCCUCCAACGUUUGCGCACAAUUUUGAAUAUUUUUCUACUCGUGACGGACAACUUCGGGUGCAUGUGUCCUGAUGAGCAUUCUAAAUAAGGCUGUAAACGUAUACAUAUGGCGAAACAACGAAUCAUUUUGCAUCAUUCACCAAAGAUGUGUCGAGGUGGCGGCGUAAAAAAGACAUCGAAACUCGCACGUAGAGUUCGCUCAUAGUUUUCCGUAAAUUAAGGCGCCCGCCCCGGCCCGACUGCUGUACCAAAUGCGUUGCGUAAAUGACUCUGUAUUAUAAAUAUAAGUUAUCAAGCUCACUAGUAUAUUUUGUGUUGUAAAUAGCAAAUGUUGAAUGUGUGGCAUUAUGCGAAAGGAUGUUAUGAGAGUCAGUGCCAAUUAUAACUUAUAAAUAUAUUAAAUUCUUGAAUGCUGUGUAAUAAUAAUAAUUAUAAUAUUCUGUGUUUGCACUUGUGUAUAAUUUAAAUAAUGUAUACUUAAAUAUUCUUAUGACAUCGCACCAUAUUAAAACACUCCGAGCGAUCAUUUGUCCAUAAUUCAUUGUCCCACUACUCGUUUGAUAAUUUUUUUUUAAAUCUAGGUUUAGUUCUUGAGUGGUUUUCUAGUGAUUUCUUUUAUGAGUUCUUUGUCAUAAGGAAUUCGUAGAAACUAUUAUUAUGUACCUUUUUUGUACAAGAAAAUUUUAUUUAAUAUUUUAUUUAAAAUAAACUUCUAGAGAAUA